Anneissia japonica is the source of this 1214-nucleotide messenger RNA. Its product is annotated as 39S ribosomal protein L32, mitochondrial-like. The coding region runs from base 58 to 603 and encodes 181 amino acids. The transcript is spliced from 3 exons. The record is from RefSeq and is a predicted model, not a curated record. NCBI's taxonomy places the organism in Eukaryota, Metazoa, Echinodermata, Crinoidea, Comatulida, Comatulidae. Gene Ontology annotation, cellular component: mitochondrial large ribosomal subunit. Gene Ontology annotation, biological process: translation. Gene Ontology annotation, molecular function: structural constituent of ribosome.
AAUUUUAUAUCGGAUCUCUUGUAAGAACAACGUGGAUCCAAAGUAAAUUCUGCCAAGAUGUCCAGGAUUUUUUCAUCAUAUCUAAGAAAGUUGCAAAGUUCAAUACAGAAUUUUGACCGGUGGCUACAAUAUGUUGUCUCUGGAUAUCCUCCAUUUGGGGGUGUUCCAGCAUUAACAACAGUGUCAAAUUAUCCUUCACAACCACUUACUACAGAGGGCAGUAUAUUUGACGGAAUAUUUUGGGCUGUUCCCAAAAAACGACGAUCAAUUCAAAGGAAUCGCACUCGAAGGAGAGCAAUUGAAAAAAGAGUCGUCGCGGUCACAGAUAUUAUUCCAUGUUCAGAAUGUGGUCAUCCAAAGAGAAAAGAGUACUUAUGCAGCCAUUGUUUGAUAAGAAUAAGAGAAGAGACCAGUGAAAUCCAAAAGCAGAUGUUUAAAGAAUCAGAAGAAAGUGGAGAUUUACCAGAUAAAAAGAUUGUUGUUCUGUAUGAAGGAGAAGGAGAGGAGGAAACAGACAAAGGUGAAGCUGUUCGAGUUGUUGAGAUGAAAAAACGUAGGCCGUCCUGGUUCCCUAAAGGUUUACUGAGCGCUAGUGGGAGGUAAUGCUUUGAAGGAAGAGUUACAAAAUAUAACAUAAUUAAACCUGGUUCUUCCUGUUCUCCUUCCCAAAGCCCUAUCCUGACUAAACAAGUUCUCGUAAUCUCGAAAGCUCCGAUGAGGGCAGUAUGAUAGAGGCAGUAGAGCUAAAAAAGAUUUAUUAAUCAAUCAACAAUCAAUCAAUCAGCUGAGUGUUUCUAGAUCUCCUCAUGAAGGCAGUAGAUCUAAAAAGGAUCUAUUAAUCAACUAUUAAUCAGCCUCACGAGGGCAGUAUAAUAGAGGCAGUAGAUCUAAAAGGGAUCUAUUAAUCAAUCAACUAUUAAUCAAUCAGCCUCAUGAGGGCAGUAUAAUAGAGGCAGUAGAGCUAAAAAAGAUCUAUUAAUCAAUCAACCGAUUGCUAAAAACAUCUCGAUGCCUUAAUAUGGUCAUGAUGAUCAUGACUGGAUAUACAACAGUUUUUUGUCGAAGAAAAUUUGAUAGCCUGGGCAGAACUUAUGGGUUGUGAAAUGAGAUUGAAAUUCAAUCCCCAGAACAACAAAAAUACAGUAGUACUGUGUAUUAACUUGUUCAUUUUUAUAUGCCAGUAGUGGUUGAUGAAAUAAAUACAGCAAAGUACA